This is a messenger RNA of Magallana angulata, 7332 nucleotides long. Its product is annotated as Fanconi anemia group M protein-like. Gene Ontology annotation, molecular function: four-way junction helicase activity; four-way junction DNA binding; ATP binding. Gene Ontology annotation, biological process: interstrand cross-link repair; double-strand break repair via synthesis-dependent strand annealing; replication fork reversal. The coding region runs from base 308 to 7273 and encodes 2321 amino acids. NCBI's taxonomy places the organism in Eukaryota, Metazoa, Mollusca, Bivalvia, Ostreida, Ostreidae. The record is from RefSeq and is a predicted model, not a curated record. The transcript has 15 exons.
GCGCCGCCGUACAAAAUUAAAAAUAUGAAAGCAUGACUGUAAAGUGUUUCCUGCAUUAUAAAUAUGCCUUCAAACCUUUUAUUUUUUUUUUUUUGAGUGGUACAAGAAAGAAACAGAACGAGAAGGAAGUGUAAUGUAUCAUGAAAUCAUGUUGUAUAUGUAAUACUUAUUCUUUGCGAAGAAUUAGUACGUGUACGUUAACGUUAGUAGGUGAUAAGAGACCAGAAGUAAUAUGCAUUCGUCUCUAACCGCCCGUCUGGGAAUGCAAGAAUCCAUAGGAUAAUUGUAUGGACAAUGAAAUGAAGACAUGAAUAAAGGAAAACAGGCAACUCUAUUUCAAAGUUGGGGAUCGAAUGCAAAGAAGAAAACAAGCACAUGCACAUCUGGGUCAGCAGCAACAUCAAACCAGGUUGCGGAAGUCAUAGAUUUGAGUGAUAUUGAUGAUGAGGAUGAUGAACUUCUGGCCUGUGCAUUAAACGAGUCUCUGGGAGCUCAGGGCUGUCAAACAGAGAAUGAUGAUCAUGAAGAGGAAAAUCUUGGAAAUAUCUCUUUGGGAGCUGACUAUCUCUCAUCCACACAAGUUCAGUCCCAACUUGGACAGACAGGAUUUGAUAAAGUGGCCGGGAAGCUGUGGAUCUACCCGACAAAUUACCCAGUGCGGGAUUACCAGUACAACAUUGUACAGCAGGCCCUCUUCAAAAACACCAUGGUAACCCUUCCUACAGGCCUGGGAAAGACGUUUAUUGCAUCUGUUGUCAUGUUCAACUAUUACAGGUGGUAUCCACAAGGGAAAGUUGUGUUCAUGGCUCCAACCAAACCUCUUGUUGCACAACAGAUUGAGGCUUGUUAUAACAUCAUGGGAAUUCCCCAGGAGCACACAGCAGAAAUGACAGGGUCCAUGCCCCCUCAGGAGAGACGGCGUGCAUGGGAGGAGAAGAGAGUCUUCUUCCUUACCCCACAGGUCCUGACCAAUGACCUGUCCCGGGGUACCUGCCCCGCCCAGCAGGUCAAGUGUGUGGUGGUAGAUGAAGCUCACAAGGCCCUUGGGAAUCACGCGUAUUGUCAGGUGGUUCGUGAAUUGAUGAAUUAUUCAAUUGAGUUCAGAGUGCUGGCAUUGAGUGCUACACCAGGAUCUGACAUAAAAGCAGUACAACAAGUUCUGUCCAAUCUGCUGAUCUCCCACAUUGAGCUGAGGACUGAGGACUCCAUUGACAUCAAGCAGUACUCCUUUAACAGACAAGUGGACAAGAUCAUCGUUCCGUUCAGUCAGGAAUUAACAGAGGUCAAGAAUAGGUACAUCAAGAUAAUGGACGUGAUUGUCGGGAAGCUGAAAAGGUAUGGAGUUAUCUACAACAGGGAAGUGACCAGUCUCUCCAAGUUUGUGCUGCUCAAAUCCCGAGAGGCCUUCCGACAGAACCCGCCCCACAGGCUACCGAGGACUCAGUAUGGAAUGGUGGAGGGGGAUUUUGCCCUGGCCAUCUCUCUGUACCACGGAUAUGAACUGGUCCAAUUGCACGGGUUAAGGUCAUUGUACAAUUUCCUAGAUGGGGCCAUGAAAGGGGACAAAGGUCAUGGUCGCACAAAGACAGAGCUAAUGAAGAUUCCUGAUUUUGGUGACCUGAUAAAUAUGCUGCAUGAAAAGUUUGGGAAAAUGAAUGGACAAGAAAAUGCCCAGGCCAUAAAUUUGGGGCAUCCUAAGUUAGCCAAGUUAGAAGAGGUUGUUCUGGAUCAUUUUAAAUCUGUAGAAGAUAGCGGUAAGGAACAGAAUGAGCAGACCACAAGAAUCAUGAUUUUCUCACAGUACAGAGACAGUGUGGAGGAGAUCACCAACAUGCUGAGGCGACACGAACCCAAGGUCAAGGCCAUGAGUUUCAUAGGUCAAAGUUCAGCUGGCAAGGCCACCAAAGGGUUCACCCAGAAAGAGCAGCUGAAGGUUAUGAAGAAGUUCCGUGAGGGGCGCUACAACACCCUGGUGGCCACCUGCGUGGGGGAGGAGGGCCUGGACAUCGGGGAGGUGGAUCUGAUCAUUUGUUAUGACGCCAGCAAAAGUCCCAUCAGGCUGGUCCAGAGGAUGGGGCGGACAGGCAGGAAACGGCAGGGGCGGAUCGUGAUGCUGGUCACUCAGGGCAAGGAGGAACAGAUAUACAACCAAGGGAUAUACUCGAAGAAAAGCAUUCACAAGGCUAUUCUAAACAGUGCCAAAACUCUCCAGUUCUACCAAAGCAAUCCACGAAUGAUUCCGGAGGGUGUAGAACCGAAGAGUCAUAAGAUGUUCAUCAUGGUUAAGCAGGCUUUCAAACCCAACAAGGAAAUAAUCCUGGACUCCCAGCCUCCCCCAAAAUCCACCAAAUCCAAAACAUUGAAGACUUCGCGGGGUUCUGAUGGAGGACUGACUUUGGAUGAAUUAACUGAAGUUGAAGGUUUGAUGUCCAUGGGUAAACCUUUACCAAAGCCCCCAGGAUUCAUGGCUUUGGGUGAAGGCAGUGAGGACACAGAGGGGCCCCCUGACACGGAUGCACUGUCCUACAACAGCUGGAUGCCCUGGCAGAACAGCCUACAGUCCGAGCACCAGAUCUCUCACUCCAACAGAACCAGGCAUUUCGUGGAUGUUGUCAAGUUCAUUGAGCUUCAAAAUUGUGUAGAUGAGAACAGUUAUGAGGAAGAAAUGAGAUUGUAUUUGGACCCGGGGGACAUUAUCACUUCCAAGAAAAAGAAGCCAACUAUUCAGCAAUACUGCUCUGAGAAAAAUUCUUCCACAAUCCACGAGUCACGCAGGUCCAGAGUGAGGCGAAGUGAACAACUGCUUCAGUUUGAAUCCAUACAGGAAGAAAGUGAUGAUGAUCUGCCUCAAGUUCCAUUCCGGACAGCACAGAACUAUGAUGUGGAGAAAGAUGGGGGGAAAUAUCCUCAACCUAAGAAUGACAAGGAAAUGUGUGAGGCUGCUGAAGAGAUAAUUGGAAAUCAGAAAGAUGAAGAAAAUUUUCCUUCUGUUCUACUGAAUGAGGAUUUAGCAGAAGUGCAGGCUAAAAAUAGAAUAAGAAGAAGGUCAGAGGUCAAAGGGAAGAGGAAGUCAAGCUUAACAGGCAGAAACUCCCUGUUACCAAAUUCAAGAAAGAAGAGAAGUCUGCCAAGUGCUAAUUCCUCUGUUGUGUCCAUAAUAGCAGAUAAUGAUGAAAAUGACUUUGAAGGUGUAAACAUUUCUGAAAAUACCAUGAGUGAUACCAUUCAAUGUGAUACAUCCAAUAGUGCUAAGAAACCAUUAAAAACUAUCUUGGAAACCUAUGGUAAAGUUGUGAAUAAAAUUACUGCCUCCAACAGCAGUGUCUUACAGACUGUUCCAGAGAUCAUCUCUAUAGAUGACGAAAUGGAAGUGCAGGACAAUGUAGCAUCUGAUGCUGAAAAUAGAGGAGAUGAAGUUGACUGUUUCACUGAACCCAACAAUAAGUGUGAUGAGCCAGAUACACCCAUGUCUCCUGUAUCUACGGACAGUGAAGCAUUUAGUAUUCCAGAGGCACCCUCUAUGGAUGAUUUGGAAGAUCUGAUUCAUUCCUUGGGAGAUGCACCAAUAUUUUCAGUGGAUUUGUUAAGAAUUGUCAAUGAAUGGGAGAAUCGGUACCUUCCAUCAAAAAUUGUUAAUGAUAUAGAACAGUGUAAAGUCAGUUCGAGAUUUCGGAGUGAUAUUAAGUGUUUUAACACUGGGACAAGUGAUAGUGCGAGAGAGAAUGUGAUAACAAACGAUGAUUUUAGUAAAAGCAGGGAUGCUGAUGAGAAUUUUAGCAGUGAUGGAGAAAAGAGACAACCUGUAGAAAGUAACCAAAGUGAAGAAAAUGAUGAUUUACUGACUGAAAGAAAAUUGGAAAAUGGAGCUUCUAAUGUGAUUUCUGAAAUGGAAGUUCACCAGGAAAAUGAACCAGUGGUUAAUCAGUUAACUUGUGUAGGAAAUGUUCAUAUUGAAUCUGAUGUUGAUGUACGGACUCCAGAUAAUGGAGAAGAGAGGGAAGGCUCCACAGAGGAAAAACUUAAUUUUUCUGACAGUGACAGUUUUUUGGACUCUCAGCCAAAUUUUGAUCUGAGUUUCUUUGAAGCAAUGGAAGAUCAAACAAAAACAUCGAAUGCAGAGCAGACAACAAGUGAUCUUGAAGUGAAACCUGCCUCUACCAUAGCAGAGGAUGAAACAUGUGAUAAAAUAGAAACAACAAUGAACACUUCAAAAAAACCUAGCUUAAAACUUACAGACCUUAACACAUAUUUUGAAGAUUCAUUUAUCGAUAAUGACCUUUCAGAUGCUGUGCCAUUCCAAAGUGAAUCAAAAAAUCUUUCACCAGAGAGUGCUUCUGGCACAAACAACCAAUCAAAAGGGACCUUACUUAAAAAACCUCCAUUAUCCAUUGAAAGCAGUGCUGUUAAAAGACUUUCUGGUAAAGAUGAUGAGUUUACUUUUACUCAAGCAAUGGCUGUUGUACAUGAUAGUGAUGAUAUUUUACAAACAUCAGACUCCAACUCAGAAGGUUUUUCAGUAGAACCCACUGAAGAUCAUGCUGGAAAAGUAACACAAAGUAAAAGUUAUUCUAAUGAGACACAGGGUGGAGGUCACAGAAAUGUUACCAGUGAAACAGAAGAUAAUGAAUGUGGUUCAGACUUCACCAAACUACAAACAAAGUCAGAGAGAGCUGUGGCAUCAUUCAGCAGUUCAGAAGAAGAAGAAGAUUUGAGUGCCCUAGCACAAUUUGACUUAGGCUUUGAAUUGGAUGAUGUGAUUCCACCGUCGCCAUGUGUAAGCCAGAAUCAGUCACAAGUGACCUUCUCCAGGUGUCAUAGCCAAAGUAUUCUGAAAAGCCGAAAGUCUUUGGCAAUAACUUACCAAAUGUCAAAGAGUCAGGAGUCUAAACCCUCAGACUCAUCUCAGAAAGAGGGUCAGUGUUUACCUGAGAAAGAGAAUACAGAUUUACAGAAGGAAUUGAAAAGCAUCAAAGAGGACUCUGAAAAUGAGAUGCAUUCACCUCAGCAAAAUAAUUUUUCUUUUGAUUUGACUGAAGAAUUUGAACUAUCUCCAGUAUCAUCAGGCAAAAGAUCUAUCAGCCCAAAAUAUUUAACGCAAGAGAAGCAAGACUGUUAUCAAAGCCCAGUAAAGACUGCAUCACCAGAAGUUUCACCAUGCGCUAUCAGUGAUAGAGCACUUGUGGACAGUUUCUCAUCUGAUGAUGAAGUGGUAGCAGUGAAGAGAAAAAGGAAAGCAGUCAUAUUAGAUUCUCCAUCCACACCUUUAACCCAAAAACAGGUUGUUGAUGAUGACUUUGAAACUCCUGCAAAACCAGCUGUGAAUUUACAGGCUGCUCCUAUAAUUGUGAAUGACGAGGAUUUUAUUACUCCUGUCAAAUCUAGUCUUAAAAAACCUAAUUUUGACUCAAGUGGUAAGAAAAUUACGGAGAAGAAAGAUAGCAAAAGCAAACAUGGCGUAUCAUUUGCUUUACCACCUGAUUUUAGUGAUGAAGAUGAUUUUGAGGUAGAUGUGACCGCUUUAAAGAAAUCUGUCCUCAGUAAAUGUAAAAGUAAAAGAGGUCAAAAUCAUAAUGUGAAAUCUGACAGUAACUCCAAAGCAAGAAAAUCCAUGUCUCCCUUAGCAGCAGAAUUUUUGGAGGAUGAAGCUGAAGUAUCUGAUGAAGAUGAUGAAUAUUCUGGUGAUGAAGAGGAAGGCAGUGACCUUGAUCGCUAUGACGACAGCUUCAUUGGAGAUGCAACACAACUCUCCCAGAGAUCAGCCGAUGAUAUGAAGGCCAUUUAUCUCAAGUCUGUAAAAAGUCCACCAGUGAGGGGACGGUUCAAACUGUCGCAUCGCCAUUACAGCAGGGACGUGUAUUCCCAGCCUCCACCUGAGGAGGAGUCCCAGUAUCUGGAAGACAGCUUUGUAGUGGAUGAAGAAGAAGAUGAAGAAGACGAUGGAUUAAUGUUAGACACGAGCAACGAUGAAGUAACGAUGAUGGAUCUAUCGGAUUACUCUUGUGUUGGGAGAAGAACUCGUUGGUCCAAACCUGUGAAAAGAACUGUUACCACGAAGCAGAAGAGCAAAGGAGACGGCUCUAAAAGACGAAGAAUUAAAGUGAUGGAAGACUCGUCUAGUGAAGAUGAUGCAAAGAAUUUGUCCUUUGAAGCAGUGGAUUCUGCUCACGUAAAAAGGAAGCCAAGGAAAGCAUUGUUAUCUUCUAGCAGCGAAGGCGAGGUAGAAGUGCUGCCAACAAAGGAUGAAACACAAAUUUAUGGGAAAGAAAACUUGACCAUCCUAAGAGAAUCAGCAAAGCAAAGUUCAAAUCAAUUCAGCAACCAAAAUGUUAAUUCUAAUGUAUGUCGACCUAACAUGAAAACCUCUCCAUCGCUCAAUGCAACGAUGACAAAUCAGAAAAAUUCUAUUCAAGAGCAACAGCGUCUAGAACGUUUGCAGAAACAAAAAGAAAAACAGGAGGAAUUCCGACGAAGAUUAGCAGAGAAAAAGGCAUUGGAUACGAAAGAACCAGAAGGCGUUCGUGGAGGUCGUAGGAGCAUUGUGAGUUCUACUGGUUUGAUAAUGGACAGCUCAUCUUCAGCGUUGAACACUGACGAGAAGCAUGUUAUACUAGUGGAUUCGCGAGAAAUAAAUGGGUGUCAAGACAUUAUAUCAGAGCUGAGAUUUAAGUACGGAAUAACGGUUCAGACUGCUCAGCUGGGUAACUGUGAUUAUAUCGUUAGUAAUCGUAUGGGGGUUGAUAGGCAGCAGUGGUCGGAAUUCACCAACGGGUCGCGUAAAGACAAACUCGUAGAGAGAGUUACCGCUCUUUGCGACUUGUUCGACAAACCCGCGCUUAUAAUCGAGCGAGACAAUGUAAAGGCAGACGACAAAAAUUCGUCCAAACCCUUACAUUGGACAAAGUACGUGGAAAAGACCUUAGUGCACUUGUUGCGGUCAAAAGUGACCUUGUUUUUCACGGACAAUCAAAAAGACACGGCGCGUGUGCUCUCAGAAAUAUGUCGUCUGGAAGCCAGGAAAAAGGCGGGCAUCGCGGCCCCCACUGAUCUCGACGAUUCCUCUCAAGCUGAGCUGCGAUUCUAUGCUUCGAUACCAGGCCUGUCGUAUAUCAAUGCUCUAAAUCUCUGUCAUAAUUAUAAGUCGAUCCGGGGAUUUAUUGACAGUGAUACGGCUCUAAUCAUGACCAAGGGUUGCCUGUCCAAAGAGCGGGCCUCUCGAAUAAUGGACUACCUACAGAGGAAAUUUGAUCCCCAAAUGCUCCCUUCAGGCAGGUGACGGGAGUUUAUGUAUUUGUUUUUAUUUAUUGCAAAUCAAAUAAAUCACCGGUUAUCUCC